CAAGACAUCGCCCGCCUUUAUCAGCUGUCGCCGUUUUUCCUCUUCCUGCCAACAAAUAGAAAAGAAAAAUAAAACGCAACUCGGCAGCGGCAGCGGGUGGAAAAUAUUGGACAGUACUACAGGCCAUGGAAUGAGCUAGUCUAUAUAAGCAAAAGAUCCUGACCGAAGCAGAGUCCCAAGAUGACGGAGCAAGAGGAUUUUGCCAGCGGCGGAGGCAAUGGUUCCGCAGCUGGAGCCGCUGGCAGCGCUGGAGGAAGCAACUGCCAGAACCAACUGCAGCAGUGCGUGCGUGGGAACGUCUCCUGGCAGCUGCUGCCCGUCCACCUGCGCUCCGUGCUGCACAACAACCAGCGAGAUUACGAGAAGUUCGUCUUCAACUACAGCCUCAAGAACCAGCUGCGCUUCAGAGGCAACCUGGCCGCCAAGGUGUUUCGGCGGGAGCAGCGCUACUACGAACUGCUGGUCCAGAAAAGCAUCAACGGCUUGGGCGCUUUUCCCUACCAUCUGGCCGACAUCGUGACCAAGGGAUUGAGAGUCACACCCUUCAACUAUUAUCUGGACGUGCUGGGGCAGCUCUUGCGGAGCGACAAGAGCUAUGAUACCUUGCCAAACUUCACGGCUGCUGACUGCUUGCGCGUGCUAGGCAUCGGUCGGAAUGAGUACCUGGCCUUGAUCAGCGACUUGAAGACCCACACACCGCGCUCCCUCAUCUUCGGAUCGCGUCCCAAUCCGCUGGACUUCCUGCCGCGCUUUCCCGUCCGCAUACACAUGGAGCCCUGGUGGCGACUGGACAUUGGCUAUGUUCUGGAGGCGGACAUCAAGUAUUUAUCGCCGGCGGAGAGGUCUCUAAUCGAUGAUCUCAUAGACUUUGGGGCCCAACCGGCGGGCAAAUGUGACCACGAAGUGGUGCACAGCCUGUACAGGAAGGGCCUUGUCUAUUUGGAUGUGCCCAUCAGUGGCGAGGAUAGGAUCUCCAUUCCUCCUCUGCGGAACUUUGUAAUGAAUCGUGUGAGCGGCGAUUAUUUUGAGAAUCUGCUGUACAAGAUCUUUGUGAGUGCGGAUGAGCACAUGACCAUCGCCGAGCUAGCCCACAUGCUGCAACUGGAACUGGAUAGUGUCAAGCAGGCGGUGUCCUUUAUCUGCCGCCUGGGCUUUGCUCAUCGGAAGGAGGAUGCUGUGCAGCUUCAGCAGCAACAGAGUCAACCCAAUCAUCCCAGCUGGGAAGGCUACAACCGUCAGCAGACGCCCGAAACGCCACAGAUUACGCCCCUGAACUACAACCUACAUGCCAACAGCUUUGAGUUUGAUCAGAGUCCCAAAUCGCCAAAGACACCCAAGGAAAAGGACAAGGACAAGGACAGCAGCUCUAUAGGAUACCUCUCCUCGGAUGGCAACACCAGUGACUUUAGCUUUGCCAAUUUAAACACCACGCCCCAGGAGCCAAUAACAAGCAACAACAGCGAUGAGCAAGAGCUAAGCUCUGAGUUGGAACUGGAGGAUUUGAGUGAGCGUACAACCAAACCGCCUGCAGCUGUAGCUCCUGCCCCUGCUCUUCCCAAGAGUGGCAAAAGGGUCGGCUUUCUCUUUGACUCCACGCUUACGGCUUUCCUGAUGAUGGGUAACCUCUCGCCGGGCUUGAAGAACCAUGCAGUCACCAUGUUUGAGGUGGGUAAGCUAUGCGAGGAGAGUCUGGACAGUUUUCUGGCCGAGCUAGAGCAGGUUUCCCUGUUGGAUGCGGAGGGGGAAGGUGAUGUCUCCCGCUACUUUGCUCAUGCGGUUAUCCUACGCUCCACCAUCUGCUCGUUGCGGCAUUUGGUGCCGGGUGGUUUGGAUCUGCUAAGAUUGGAGUGCUUGGAGGGCUUGGAUAGGCAGACACGAGAUCGUGUCUUGGAGAAGAAGUACAAGUUUAUAAUAGCCGCCUCGCCGCUAACGGCUUCGCUAAGUCACACUUUUAGCAUUCCCUAUUUUGGGCAAUUUCUGCGCAGCUCCGAUGUAACGCCCAUGUGGAGCAAGCUUUUCUACAAUCAUAUCACAGGCUAUGGUCCCCCCAGUUUGCUGCUUUCCCGCGGAACCGUGCUCAAGACUCUGCCCCGUCUAUUUCUGGGCUAUGGAAAGCUCUUGGUAAACAUCCUGCACUCUGACUCGUAUGUCCUCAAUUCGGAAAACUUCCGUAACGUCAACGAACAACUCAAGAACGGCUGCGUGUUGCUCCAAGGCUAUGGCAUCCGCACAGCCGGCAAUUUACACUACGAAUCAUUCCCUUUCCAAACCUUGGAUCCGCGCCAGGCCAAAUGGUCUGCCCAUCGAGCUGUACAGAAGCUGGCCAGCCUUUUGGACUUGAGGCAACAGUGCGGCUACAUAACAUUCCUAAACACAGGGGUGCCGGAUCUAGGAUGCGAGGAUUACGAGCUGCAGGUUCGCUUGAAGCCAAUGCAGCGGCAGAAGCGUUCUUCUAUCACGACGCCAAUGACUAAUGUGCCAAACAGCGAGGUGGCUACCAGCUUUCAGUUGAAGAGUCCCGAUGAAAACCAUUUUGCGGCUACCCCAGAGCAUGGACCUGCCAACGAAUUCACCUCACCGGAUUGCAGUCAAGUGCUGGCCAGCGAGUUGGCCAAAUGCAGUCGGGCGGAUCUUGUCUCCCAAAGUUCCGUUGAGAUCCCCCUGGAGAUGACACCAUCGGAGGAGCUUCUAGCCCCAACGUUGGAGGAGGAGGACGAUGCCACGGAGGAGUGGACCCUGUUGGACGUAAGUUUUGGGGUGCCGCUCUUCGAUGUGGACACCAACACGCGCAUAUGCGAACAGCUGGUCCAAGGACUCUGCAGUGACUCUAAUCUGGAGGCAUUGCCCAAAGCUGCUGGCCAGGCGCAGGCACUCUUUCUGGAAUUUGUACGUCAGUGCUUGUACUACGAGGACGACCCGGCGAGGCAGGUCCUGCAGGCAAGCCGCCCGUUACCACAUCCCAGGAUAAACCUGGCCUUUGAAAAUGGUCACGUAGGCCACUGGAAUGGACGUUAAGUCAGCGCCACUUUUAAAUGCAUUCCCAGAGUAUUCCGUUUACACUUGUCCCAGUUUAUUUUAUCAGUUUGUGUACAGUCUUGGCGGAUUUAUAUUUAUAUAUGCUAACCAACCAGCCAAAAGUCACCAUCGCAUUCGCCGUCUGAAUGAAUGUUUGCGUUCUUUUUUAAUUAGUUUUGUAAGUUUUUUCUGGGAAGACAAGAUUGGCAUCAUGAUGCCCUCCAAACAUAUACAACACAUGCCUAGCUACAUAACCUAUACAAUAUUAAUGUAUAAACAAUAAAAACAGUUUGAAUAAAAA
Messenger RNA from Drosophila kikkawai, 3316 nucleotides. Its product is annotated as protein FAM91A1. Lineage: Eukaryota; Metazoa; Arthropoda; Insecta; Diptera; Drosophilidae. The record is from RefSeq and is a predicted model, not a curated record.